UAUAUUCCAGUUUUUGGGUCUUUUACAAUGGAUGUUAAAUAGUUUACUUGCGUGUUAUACUGAUGGCAAGUUGGGGACGAAUGAUGUUUAUCUGAACGAGAUUAACGGGUGGGUCAGCAUGUAUGAGGUUGGCAAGUUGGUGAUGGUUUUGAAUGCAGAGAAAGUGUUUGAUGAAAUAGCUAAGAGACAAGAAGAGGACGCUGCAGGAAACCUCUUCGAUCGAAUGACCCCUCUUUUUCAUAACAUGGUUGUAUGCUGUCAAUUUUGCUUAACUAUAGGUGCAUUCUGGAUUGGAUGGGAUCCGGGAGGGGGAUUGGCUAAAAUUCUAGGGAUGAUGCUCUGUUCCAAGCACCAGGCGAACCAUUGUGACAAGUCCUUUAUUGUUGCCGGCAAGGCUGAGGAACUAUUACUACCAUCAAGGGAUGAUGAAAAAUCGUGUACCAAUAUGUGUCACAACACGAGGGAGUGGCACCGCGAUGUGAUUAGGAAGAUCAAAUGGCUGAGUGAGAAGGGGAUUUCUACAUGAUCGAUACCGAAGGACAAGCAAACUAUGAAGAAUUUUUCUGAUGGUAGGGAUAUAAGUUAGUUGGUUAGUAGCUUAUGAGUGAAGCAAAGAAUACUUGUAUAAAUAACAAACACAUCUCUCGGUGUAAUUCAUUCAUUGUUCAAGAAAUACAAUCUUUAGUCAUUCACUUUC
Malus domestica (apple) is the source of this 697-nucleotide messenger RNA. The record is from RefSeq and is a predicted model, not a curated record. Lineage: Eukaryota; Viridiplantae; Streptophyta; Magnoliopsida; Rosales; Rosaceae.